This is a messenger RNA of Pristis pectinata (smalltooth sawfish), 9510 nucleotides long. It is a transcript of the gene rims3, whose product is annotated as regulating synaptic membrane exocytosis 3. Gene Ontology annotation, cellular component: cytoskeleton of presynaptic active zone; presynaptic membrane. The transcript is spliced from 8 exons. Gene Ontology annotation, biological process: regulation of synaptic plasticity; calcium ion-regulated exocytosis of neurotransmitter; positive regulation of synaptic transmission. NCBI's taxonomy places the organism in Eukaryota, Metazoa, Chordata, Chondrichthyes, Rhinopristiformes, Pristidae. Gene Ontology annotation, molecular function: small GTPase binding; transmembrane transporter binding. The coding region runs from base 554 to 1555 and encodes 333 amino acids. The record is from RefSeq and is a predicted model, not a curated record.
CACAUGCACAUGCUCUGAGAGCUUAUUAGUAUUCAAGAUAUAGCUUUUCACAAGCUGCUGGAUGUCUGGUACAGCAGAGAGGAGAGGAGAGAGAGAGAGAGAGAGAGAGAGAGAGAGUAAAGAGAAAUAGGGGAUGUUUCACAGCUGGUUGUGACAGAACAAAACAAAAAUAGAAAAGCCAGGGAAGGCUGGUAAUGCAAAGACAGUGUCUUCACUAUUAAAGCUCCUUUGACACUCAUUGGAGUUUCUGUUUGCGUGUCCAGCAAUGGCCAACUGACCCUGGUUCUGGCGUGAGAGGGGAAGGAAACACAGUCAUCCCGGAGGAUAGUCAACAUAGGAUUCUGCACCCAGCCAUGGAGUGAAAGGGAAGUUUAUUGUUGGAUAUUUUGUUUCACCCUGCAUUCAACAGGAGAUUUAGCAGGUGUGCAGUGCACUCCUCUUCCUGUCCCCUCAACCUCCUGAUCCAAACUAUCAACCAACACCAUACGUUGUGCAAAGUGCCAGAGAGGAUUCACACGGCACAGAGCCCAGCCACCUCCGAACAAACACAAAAAUGUACAACGGGGCCACGGGUAAAGCGGCGAGGAACGUGCUACGGAGCUCGAGUAUAAGCGGGGAGAUGUACGACGUGGAAAAGAGCAGCAGCAGUGGGCAGGAGCCGGUGACAGACACAGCCAUUAAGAAGAGGCGGUCCAGUCUCGGUGCCAAGAUGGUGGCCAUCGUUGGACUGUCACAGUGGAGCAAAAGUACAACUCAGCUCAACCAGACCACUCCUAAGAAUAUCUCAGCCGUCCUGUGCCAAGGGAUCGUAGGACAUUGGCUGGCACCCAUGAUUUCUCCACGCGAGGCAGCAACAAAGAAAUUACGAAGCAACAUCCGGAGAAGCACGGAGACAGGGAUAGCUGUGGAAAUGCGAAACCGGGUGACUCGGCAGGGCAGCAGAGAGUCAACAGACGGCAGUACCAACAGCAACAGCUCAGAUGGCAAUUUGGUUUUCCCAACGGCGAGAUUGGGAGCAGAUGGGCAGUUCAGUGAUUUUCUGGACGGCAUCGGUCCAGCUCAGCUUGUGGGGCGGCAGACAUUGGCAGCCCCUUCCAUGGGUGAUAUCCACAUUGGCAUGGCUGAUCGGAGUGGGCAGCUGGAGGUGGAAAUUAUCCAAGCUCGAGGACUGACUCCAAAGCCUGGCACAAAAGCCUUGCCAGUGCCGUAUAUUAAAGUGUAUCUCCUGGAGAACGGUGUGUGUGUUGCGAAGAGAAAAACCAAAUUAUCAAAGAAGACUCUGGACCCAGUUUACCAGCAGGCGUUGCUGUUCGAUGAGGGUCCCCAAGGAAGGGUGCUCCAGGUCAUAGUGUGGGGAGAUUAUGGUCGGAUGGACCACAAAUAUUUCAUGGGAAUGGCCCAGAUCCUACUGGAGGAGCUCGACCUGUCCACACUAGUUACAGGGUGGUACAAACUCUUCCCGACUUCAUCUCUCGUGGAUUCGACAGUGGCGCCCAUCACUCGUCGACUCAGCCAGUCCUCGCUGGACAGCAGCACAGGUCCAGCCGGCCAUUAAGGGACAGGACAAGAAAACGUGCAUAUCAUCAGAAUGCCAAGGGGUGGCUGUAAAUACUGUAUGUGCAAUUCCACCAACUGCAGCUAAUGGUAGUAUCUGUUAUUUAUUUUUUUUUCGUUGACCUUGGAAGUAUAAGUAAUCUCUGCAAACUGUGCAUUCAUUUUACAUAUUUGGGUAAUUUGCUUUCAUAUGUAUAAGGGAUAACGUGCAAUAGAGGGAGAACCUUUCACCACAGUUCAAGGACAAACCUUCCUUUGCCUGAGAGCAAUGCACACAGAACGGGAGGAACUUGGCAACGGUUAGAAGGAUGGCCAAGGGAAGCCAGGAGAUUCAGGCCGACAGCACAAUCCCAGUAGAUUGAUGAGUGGAUGUCGUCACCUAUUCUUUCCUCACUGCUGUCAUGUUUUCUCACCGAGUUACAACCUCCUCGUGGUCACGGAGCCCUAACCAGAGGAAAAAGAAACGUCCUUCAGCUCUUCUCAUCGGGCUAUUGUGCAUUGCUUCAGUUUAAUGCAUUUGGAAUGUUUUUGUAAAGGUUCUCUCUCCGAGGUGGUGGAAGAUGUCAGCAUUUAGGCCACAUGGAGAGUAUGCUGACCCUUCUUACCACAAUAUUCCUCCUUGAACCCCGCAUCGUUUGAAGGAACAACCCCAUGAUCCCACCUAUGCCUUACCAAGUGUCUUUGAGCAUGAGUACCCUCCUAUCGAAUGAGGUUUGAGAAGGCAUGCUGAAUACUUCUACAACCUUUGCAUAGAUAACCUAUCCUGCAGCACCCUGAACCUUGGUAGACAGCUAUAUUUCACCCUUCUACACUUCCUGCAGGAAGGCACAAGGCACACUGCUUAUUCCAUGCACUGAAAUCUCCGUGAAGCGAGUGUUGGCUGGACUGAGGCCACCUGCAUAGUCCAAGCCAACCCAGAAUCUCUUCUAUAUAACACAUUCCUUCACCUAUCCAUCUUACCGCAUCCUAGAAAAUACAGAACAAUGGACAUCUGCAUGCUUUUACCAUCUUAAAACUCUGUUGACUUCAAAAGAAUACAUGCUGUAAUAGUUCUGGGAAUAUGGAACUCUGACCAAUGAAUUCUGGCAACAGGCAGCAAAGGAAUCAGAAGGGCUACUGUUUUAUUUUUCUUCAAUGAGCUGCACUGUGGGCCUGAGAUCCAGAAAAUCUCCCAAACUGUCAGUCAAACGUGGGAAUAUUACGUAGCGCUGUCUGUUCAAGAGAUACUGAAACCAGCCUUGUUUUAAGAAAUGUCGAAGGUCGAAGAGAGAGAAGAUACCUCUCCGACUGUAGAUCCGGCCUAGCCACACAGGCCAUCUCAGUCAGCAUGGUACGAAGCCAAAGGAUGUACCAUUCUAAUCACGGAUGAUCCAAAAGGAAAACAGGCAUGGAGCCAUUCUCGCCCAGAGAAAGAAGUAAAACUUUACCUUAGACGAUUGUUACAAAGAUUCGACAGCAAUCUUAGAUUUCUCAUUCAUGAUAAUGACACCAGGUUGGAGGUCUGGGACCCAACGUUGGAACAUACCACAGGCAGAGGAUUUCACAGUACCUUAGAUGAGAAGUUAGACAUUUCACGUCACCCAUUGUCUUUCAGAAAGGUAUGGGCCUAGAUGUGGCCAAUGGCUGUUGACCUUCACCAUCUGAAGACCUUAAAUGAGCAAGGACAAAUAACGACUAAUGGUGGAUUUCUGAGGAUUGCGAUAAAAAGCGAAAGGCAAUUGGGCUUCAUUAAUCCACCAAUAAUAAUAAAAGGAAAAGGGCAGAAUCUCUCAAAGGUAAGCACUUUAUGGUUUUGUAGCUACUCACAUUAGCCUUCUGUGUGAAUCCAUGAAGAACUUGAAGGGCAUCACAGAUGAGGAACCUAUCGAUCUAAAGAUCUAUAGUUCCCAUCCUCCAUCUUUACUUUCAGGAUUCCAUGGACCCAGAGGCUUGAUAGUGGGCUGAUUGUUAAGGAAUGAUUAAAUGUGAUAUUUUGUGUAAUUCUGGCAAAAAUGUAGCACUGUCACUCAUGUAGCUGUGAUCUUACUAUGUUUUCACAUCAUUGCAAAAAAGCACAGCCAACUUUAUGUUGAUUCUUGGAUCUAUAAUGUAUAAAGAGAUGAGAGGCUUUCUGCAUAUGACAUGAACCACUGGCUCUCUGAAAACGAGACCUAGUCAAGUCACAGAUCAUUGGACCAUUGAUAAAAGCCAAGGUGGGGAAUGGUUCCCAUUAUCUGGCUUACCAGCUUUGAAGUGCUCCAUCAAAGCGGGGUAGAAAAUUCAAUCACUGAAGGACAAGGUAUCCUUUGUUUGAAAAGAUGUUCAUGGUAUUCACAUGUUGAUGGGAAUUAUUCUUUACCUAUUGCACGGAAGCUGUUUUGUGGAUUUCUCUCUGUAGCAAGGCUGGGACUGCAAAACAAUUUUGUAUGAGGACUGAGAUGGUUUUUUUUUUAAAAAAACAAGAACUUUAUGCAGUUUUACCAUCAAAUUAAGAUCCAACACAUCAGAUGACUUACUGUUAAAAGGGCAUUUCCUUCUGUAAAAGUAACGUGGUUUUACUAUCAAACUGUCAGAGGUCACAUCAUUGGUUUGAUAUAAUAAUUAAUAACUUGUCUUGUAAAGUUUGGUCAGAUUAUGAUGCACCUAUUGUUAGCCUUGAUUGCACUGUCUUUGUGGAGUAUAUAAAGUGCAUUAAGCAUCUCAGUAUUGUAUAUAAAUGUGACAUUUUCAAUCAGAAUGCUAACCAGUAAAAAGAAAGGACCAUUUUUUGGCAGCCUGUAACAAUGUUUGAAAAAGAAAUGUGCAAAUGCUUUAUGAAUUCCCUUUACCUCCCCUAGUUUUCUCAGCCAACUCUCCUGAAGGUGAGAUACCCGUCUGGGUCUCAAAACUUUAAACAAUAUUUUAGGACUAUUCCACAAUGAUGGGGAUCACACACAGUCACGACCUUCCCUAAUCUGACCUCUGUAAACGCAGAGUGCAACCCAGACCCAGACCAAAGCUGAACAUAGUUUCCCUUGGUGUCUCUGCAAAGAAUAGUUUGCAACCAAUUGUUAAACUGUGCCCCUUCCCACCCAUUAAGACAGAAGACCGUCCUUACUGUCCCUCCUGCAGGUAAAAUAAAAUGCAGCCAGAAUAAAAAGGUGGGGGGGAGGGGGAGGAGCACACGCAGGCAGGGGAUAGGUGAGUCCAGGUGAGGGGGGGAAUGUAGGUGGGUGGGGGUGAAGGGAGUGACCUACCUUUUUAUUCUGGCUUCUGCCCUCUUCCUUUCCAGUCCUGAUGAAGGGUCUCAACCUGAAAUGUCGACUGUUUAUUUCCCCUUCAUGGACGCUGCCUGACCUGCUGAGUUCCUCCAGCAUUUUGUGUGCGUUGCUCCAGAUUCCAGCAUCUGUAGAAUCUGUGUCUCCAUUUAACUGACCUGCUCUAUCUUCAUGGGCAGAUGUUGACACCACCGUUACCAGUGCUCCCUCCACUGGUGAGGGGGCAUUAUUGUCUGUUCGAAGAAACAAGUCCUCUUGCUCUGCAUUCAGUCGUACCACUUUGUUCUCUGACAGUCAGCCAAUUGACAAUGCCAAGGUGACAUUAUUAUAGUGACUGUCAUUUGAGAUCUAGUGCAUGAAGUCCAACUUUCUGUUACUUCUCACAAUAAUAAGCAAAAUGACUCCUUUGCAAAAAAAAAAGUGCAUGCACGAGUCUAAAGGAGAUUCUUUGGCAGAGCUUUUUUGAUAUCCAAGAUCACUGGUUUGAACAAGAAUUAUUGUUCAUAUCACAAAAAUACAUCAUGGAAUCUAACUUUCAUUGGUAUAUGGACAGAGAGAUCAUUAUUAUACUGGAUUGUUUGAGCUGUGAACUGCUCCCCUCAACCACACAGUUGAUAUUAUGGGAUAUGCCUAAAGUAGAAUCAAAACAGCUCAAUUUAUCAACAUCAAAUCCCAUUCUCCACAACUAGUUUGUCGUGCCUUCAAAUUAGACAUUAAAUCAUGAGUGUGUAAUGGCUUUACCGCACCCUCUUGUUCAGGUGAUUCCAGAACAGGCCCUCCACUCAAUUCUCCCACAAGAGAUUACCAGGAGGACAGAAGUCAUUCCAGGAUGCAGUAAAAGCCUCUCUGAAAAUUUGUGACAUUCCCACCAACUUGUGGGAAUCCCUGGCCCACAACUGCACCAAGUGGCGGGACACUGGAGGAGGUACUGAGAACCUCGAGUUUCUUUGUGAGCACACAGAAGCUUACAAGCAGCAGAGGGUCUACCCACCCACUCAGUCAAACACUUACUGCCUCAUCUGUGGAUCCCACAUUGGCCUCAUCAAUCCCCUCAGAACUCCAUCAUCCUCAACCCUUAGGGGCUGGCUAUGAAGAUAUUCAUUCCCAGUACUCAUUUACAGUCCAUCACUCGGAGAUACAAACCAGCAAAAAUAAAUCAAGACAAUUUUUAGUAAACCAUGAUGAACAUCACAGAAUGCUUUACCCACAGAAUUGCCAACAUCCACAGUGAACUUCUGUGAAUGGUAUCGAGGGGUGAACUGUCAAUUUUAAAUAACACGACUGGAGAAUCUGUACAUUCCUCCAGGUGCAUGAGAUAAGCUAGGGUGGAUAUAGCCUUUUGUAAUCACAUCUCUCAUGUUGUUCCUUGCUGCUGGUCUUAGUUCAUAGGCAUGGAACUGCAAUGCUACAGAAGGCAUGCAGCCCCAGAAUCUGUGCCAGCUCCAGGUACAGCAUCCCACCAAUUCCAUUCCUCUGCUCUUUUCCCAUUGCCCUGAAAAUUCUCUCUCAUACAUGCAUCCAAUUCCCAUUUAAAGGCCCUGUUUCAUCCAGUUUCCACCAUCUCCAAGUUCCAGAUUCAAACUUCUUAUUAAUUUAAAAGUCUUCCCUCAUAUUCCCUCAUACAUUUUACUCGAAGUUAUGAAUCUACGAUCCCUGGUCCUUGGAUCGUUGACUUGUGGGGGCAGCUUCUCUCGACUUACACCAAUCUUGUUCAAUUUCCUCUUAACUUCCUUUACUCCAGUGAGAACACUAGCUUCUCCAAACUUUGCGGCUGAGAUUCACCCAUCCCUGGGACCAAUCGAGCAAUUUUUUUUCUCCAGAGCCUUCACAUCCUUCCUAAGACGUAGCAACUAGAUUUGAAUGGAUGGCCCAGAACUUUGUGUGACUCUGUAACAAAUUAUCUCCAAAGCAUUGUGACAAGAUUGCUAAUGCACGGGCCUCUUCAAAUGGGCAUCCUAGAAACCUGAUCUUAAACCCUUCAGUUCUGCAAGGCAAUAGGCAACAGUAAACCUGGGAAAAGCAUGAUAUUGAUAUUGCUAUCACCAACAUGGACAUAAUCAAAACUGGAUAAAAACCCAUCACCAAACAGUCUGAACAUAUUGAAUCAGCACAAACAGCAAUCUUUAAAAUAUCAGAUAAUUAAAAAUGCAUUUCUCAUCCAGAGAGAUAAUUGAAUCAAAUAUAUGAAAAGAAAUUGAAUAUAUUCCACUGCACAGUAGGUGCUUGUUAAUGGUCUUUGAAUGGUUUCAAACUGUGAUUACAAUAGGCUUGAAAAAUGGACACCAUCUCUUUAAAGGAAUGGUCAUUUUUAUAUUUGUGCUCUUCAGUCAUUUUAUACCUCUUGCCUUCAACAGGCUCCACAGUACCUGUCUAUUAUCGUAACCGUCCAUGUUGUUUAUAAGCAGCAGGAAUCUGCGGAUGAUAAGAAUGCACACGGUAAUUUUGUAAAAAAAACACACAUAGCGAUUUUAAUAAGAAUCCUGUUAACGGCACAGACACGGCUUGUAUUUGCAUGGACUUGUAAAAUUCAACUAAUAAAAAUAUCGGCAGUAACUGCCUGUUCAUUCUCCAAGUAAACUUGAAUUAUUCCAAAUGGUCUACAUUCUUAAUCCUCGUUGGGUCUUCUCUGCACAGCUUCAGUGGACGGGACAGCUUUCCCUGUUUCUGAGCGGAACAGGAUUGAGUGGUGAGAUUUCAAAUUAGAAGACAGUUCCGUUCAAUAUACAAAGUAAAUCUUUAAUAAAAUCUUUAUUUUCCAUGUUCCCACAACAAUCUUUAUAUUAGUUAGAAUUUGUAUAUAUAUAAUACAAGACAGCUGGAAGCAGAAAACCAGGAUAUGCAAAUACAUUCACAGAAAUGUUACUCCAUUGCUGGCAUGCUUAGAAUAGUGAAAGGUACUGUGCAAUAGUAGAGCGAACUUUCAGUUCUUGUGAGGGGGAAGGUAGGAGGGGGAAGCACAAGGCAUCACUUUGUCUGAUACUGAAUGCUGAGCUGGUCCCAGGCAGUUCCCGACACAAACGCUGCCGAAAGGUCAAGUGCUAAUACAGAAACAAAACUGAGUCACAGAGCAAAGCACGAGCGUGGCUCACGAACACUUGCAGAUGAAGCCCUGUGCAACAAUGGGAGUGAGUAGCCCUGAGUGGCACUGGGGCUGGAGAUGAGAGUGCCACAGUGGUUCAAAAGUCAAUGGCCACUGGUUUGACCACAGUCCUUGCCAACCCAGACUCAAGUCAGUGAGCUGCCCGAGUGAACACAUCAGGAGCAAAUCAACCUAGUGAACAGGAAACCCCACAUAACAGCAAGCAGAAACGGGAAGGUGUUUUGGAAAAAUAGCUUUGUGUAUUCAAAAAAUAAAAUUUAUUUCCAAUUUAGCACAAGGCUAACCUUUAAAAUCCAAUAAAAUAAACUAGUGAAUACUUUGCGAUAGGCCAACAUUUCUUCCAAUGACUCAACAUUUCCAACCAACUACCCAAAUGAGGUUGUGGUACUGUAUAUAAGGUUAAUAUAAAACUGUCCUCUACCCCGAGUUAUUAACUCCACCUUAAACCCCUUCUCCAGCUUACAGUACACCUCCCAUUUGGAGCCAUGUCCUGGUUAUGCACUGAACUAUGGCUACCCUUCAAUGGUCUAAAAAAAAAUAACAAAAAAGUUAAUUCUCUCUUUUAAAUCACACAGUUUAUACACAGGAAUUUGUUCUCCUAAACAAAGCAGCCUCAUAAAAAUAGCACAAAUUAGCUUUAUAUUAAUAUAUUCAUUUCUGUAGAUAUAAUACAUUAAAGCUGCAUUCUCACACUCAUUAUGAAUUCCAUCAGCAUCCAAUUUAAUCCCCUUGUUCAUUAUCAGUUAAGAUGCAAGCUGCCAGUUAGUUAUUGGUGGUGGUACAGAACUCAACACUUUCAUAUCAAUGCUGCUUCAAUCCAGACUGGCAAGGGGUGGGUUGGAGGGGGAAGAACAGUGUCCGGGAACCAUCCCCAGGACUGACACUACUUAAUCCCUACAGAAAAUUGGCGCAUUCAACAACACUGCAAUGUCCCGGAAUCCUAAUUACUCAUCAGUAGGAUUUUGAAGUUUGACUGCAAUUUGAAGGGUGUCUUUAUAUUACAGAUGGAGGGUGAGCUCAGCCAGGCACUCACUCCAAAACACGUAGCAACCUGACUCCCAGACUCUUUCACCCACUGACACGUGGCUGGCAGAGACGAACUUCUGAACUGAAAGUGGGUGGAGCAGGAAGGGGCAAUGGGCGAGGUGAGGGUGCAUGGUGGGCACAAAGUGCAGCAGUCUGCACAAUACAUAACUACCACACCAGUUGGGGAAACCACUGUGACUGCACAGUUCAUUACACUUCAAAUACUGCUGGCGAUUUAACUAAAUAUAAACAGGGAAUACAAUCAGUUUGAAAGAAAGCAGUGACUUUAUGUAAAAUAUAACACCCACCAAAAUUUUAGUAUUACAAUCCCAAAUGCAGUAACAGGCAUCGUCUCAGAGCCCAUGUAAUUUGUAGAACAGCAGAAGGAAGGGAAUUUACUUUGCAACCUUGAUCCUGUUUAAUACAUUUACAGCACUAACUCUCGACUCCUAAACUAACUCUUGCAACAGGAUAAAAGGUCAUAAACAGGCGUCAGUGAACUACUGACGAGGCGUCUCUCCUCCUGCCCCUCCCCUCCUGCAACCACUGCCCCUUGAUCAGCUUGAACCAUUCUCCAUAACCUCCCCCCACCAC